AUUCACGGUCGCUGGCUUGAGAGGGAGAGAGGGUGCUAGCUCGUUGGUGCCAGUACUCGUGUAACCGAACGAGGAAAUGGAAUAAGUACUCUUCUGUUUUGUCAUCAAAGAAAGGACCUUGCUGCCUUUUAGCCUUUGAGCCAUCAAGGAACUCUGUAAUUUUGUCUCUAACACCAAUUAUGGAAUACCUACUUUUACGGAGCACUUUGUCAUCGUGAUAAUUCUCUCCAUAGCGCUUUGCCAGGGGAAUUACACCUGAUUUAAUGUCUCUUUCGGAAAAAAAAGUGGUGGUGGAUUUCAUUGGAUCAACUUAAGUUUUCGGGAGUCAUACCUACCUUCAUAAAUCAGGAUCGUCGAUUGAGUGCACGGGUUUGAAAUUGUGUUUUUUCUAUGCAAUACCGACUUACUAUGACCUGAAAUAAAAGAACGUAUGAUAUGACCCAAGACUGCUGUAUUGUCUGUGUCGGAACAUUACCCUAAUUCUGAAAGAGCAAGGAUAAUUCAGUCAGUUGAACAUUGUCCAGUGUACAUCAACAAUUGUAGAAUUUGUCAUUCCCAGCUAUGACUUACAUGAACUCAAGCAAGUGGUACAGUGCUUUGGCCAUCUUUCAAAACGAGAAUUUUUGAAUUUUUGAACGAGGGAAACAAAUCCUGUAAAGUUUUAUCUACUUGUACAGUGACAUGUCGUAUGUGCAUAUUUUUUUAACACAUGUGACAAAAAAAAGAUGUGUUGACUUCUGUGUGUGAAAUAUUGUAUGGCAAUAUGUAGCAAUACAUGUACAUGUACAGUCAUGUGUUAAAUUUGAUGGUUCUUGCAUUGAGUGACUUUUUAUCUACAUUGCUAGACGCUCGUCUGCACUCAUUCAAACACAAUAAACCCUACAACAUGUCGCAGUCAACAAUAAGUACAAUGUAUUCUCAUGAUUUUCAAUGAAGUCAACCUUUGGAACAGAUUUUGUGGUGGAUUUGUGACAGAAGCGACACCAAAAUGCAGACUUUUGAUUGCAUCGUCCCGCGAGGGUCGCCCAAGCUUACCAAAAUGGAAGCACUGGGUGGGACUAAGGCGCAUCGCCACAGCAUCUUUAAGAUGCAGACAAGCCGUACUGACAUAGCGUCAACAGAUGCGGACAUUUAUGAGGACAAUAACUUGAAAUCCCAACGGCAUACUAUGUUUAACAAGUACAAACUGAAGCCACGCUCCCAGUCCAUGGGUGCAGCAGCUCUCCAGAGCUCUGGAAUUGGUCAGUUUGCAGCUAUGGUGCGACAGCGGGAAGCGGACAGUGAUUCCGAAAUGGACACAGGUCUGCGAAGUUUCCCAAACAGGCCUGACAGUUUUAAGAAGGCAAUAUCUAAAUCGAAUGCAUACGCGAAUCAGAUCCAUGGAUUCCCUACCCACCAUCUCCCUGCGCAUUCUAUGGCCGAAAAGGAGAUCAGAACGACCGUUGAUUGGAGCGAGAAUGCAAUCAGCGGCGACCAUGUUUGGGGUGAAACCAACGCUUCGGGUGAUUUCUGUUAUGUCGGCGAACAGGAUUGCCUGAAAACGGGGCCGAGGAGAAAAUGUUCAUCAUGUAAGAUUGUUGUUCACACAGCAUGUAUGCAACAACUCGAAAGGAUAAACUUCAAGUGCAAACCGACGUUUCGGGACGCGGGGAUCAGGAAUUAUCGGGAGAACCAGGUGGUACGGCAUCACUGGGUUCAUAGGAGUAGGCAGGAGGGUAAAUGCAAGCAGUGUGGGAAGAGUUUUCAACAAAAGCUGUUCCAGCAGAAAGACAUCAUUGCCAUUAGCUGUUCAUGGUGCAAAGUAGCAUAUCACAAUAAAGUAUCGUGCUUUAUGAUGCAGCAGAUUGAAGAACCUUGUACCCUUGGUAUUCAUGCGACUAUUAUUAUACCUCCGACGUGGAUUAUACGAUUACCUAAACAGAGAAUACAGGGGUCUUUCAAGAGUUCACAGAGAAAAAAGAAGAAACCGUCGAUCAAGAGGAAGUCGAUAUCGAAGAAAGAAGAAGGCAAGAAUCAAAGGCCGUUCAUCAUCAAACCCAUUCCAUCUCCCCUGAUGAAACCGGUGCUUGUCUUCAUCAACCCAAAGAGUGGCGGCAAUCAGGGAGGAAAGUUGAUGACAAAAUUCCAGUGGUUAAUGAACCCACGGCAAGUCUUUGAUCUCUCACAAGGAGGGCCAAGAGAAGGCCUUGAGAUCUUCAAGAAAGUACCAAACCUUAGGAUCUUAGCCUGCGGAGGAGACGGGACCGUAGGCUGGAUCCUUUCCGAGAUUGAUAAACUGAAAUUCAAGCCAAUGCCUCCUGUAGCAGUACUACCUCUUGGCACAGGCAAUGACCUGGCCAGGACAAUCAACUGGGGAAGGGGUUACACGGAUGAGCCCAUCUCUAAGAUUUUACAACAGGUUGAAGAAGGGCCAGUGGUUCAACUUGACAGGUGGAAUCUUAUCACAGAACCUAACCCAGAUGUAGCUCUGACGAAAGAAGAGCGAGACAUCGACACCAAGCCGUUGGAUGUUUUCAACAACUACUUCAGCUUAGGGGCCGAUGCGAGGACGGCGUUAGAAUUCCAUGAAUCAAGAGAGGCAAAUCCUGAGAAGUUCAACAGUAGAUUCCGAAACAAGAUGUACUAUGCUCGGGCAGGAGGAACAGACCUUCUGAAGAGAGCAUCCAAAGAUUUAACCAAGAAGAUCACACUGGAAUGUGAUGGGGUAGACUUUACUAGCAGGAUCCAGGAACUCAAACUACACUGCUUACUAUUUCUUAAUAUCCCCAAAUAUGGUGCUGGCACCACUCCAUGGGGAAAUCCAAGCUCCCUUCAGUUUGAGCAACAGAGACACGACGACGGCUUCUUAGAAAUCAUCGGAUUCACGCCAUCACAAAUCGCUGCGUUAUAUGUUGGGGGUCACGGUGAACGGAUCUGCCAAUGCCGAGAGGCCAAGGUCAUCACCACGACGACGAUACCCAUCCAGGUGGAUGGCGAACCGUGCCGUCUGCCGCCCUCUAUCAUCCACAUCAUGCUGCGUAACCAAGCCAACAUGCUGCUAAAGCCAAAGAGAAGAGGAUCUGUGCCCAUUAAUGCAGAUGCUCCCCUAUCCAACGAUAGAUUGAGGAUACAAGUUAGUAGAAUAAGUAUGCAUGACUACGAAAGACUAAACUAUGACAAAGAGAAGUUAAAGAAAGCUUCUGUGCCAUUGGGUAUCAUCGUAGUCGACUCAGAUAGCAACCUGCAACAGAUCCGAGCUCACAUUGACAGACUUCUUGAGGUGUACAUACUUCAGGAUUCCAGUGCCAACGGCUCAGCAUCAAGCCUUUCACCUACAUGGUGUUUCCUAGAUUCAACGACAGCUGAUCGGUUCUUCAGGAUAGACCGGCUUCAGGAGCACCUACACUAUAUAACGGACAUCUCAUCUGACGACCUCUACGUCCUAGACCCAGAGAGAACAAAACCUUCGAGUCUAUCUCCGGAGAGCAAGUCCGGGUCCAUGCCAGACCUGCUGGUCCAAGAAGGCCCGGGGAAUAGGACGCCCUCACCGACGAUCGUCGGAGCAAACCUCAAAGUACCUCAGACAGGUCCGCUGCUUCAAUCGAGAAGUGACAGUGUGGAGGAGAUAACACAGGGCAUAGAUGUAAGCCUUCUUGCUAGUGCUAGUAACAAUGAGUUUACUGGUUACGAUAGUGAGGAUGGUGCGCACUCUAUCCCGACUCCAAGUUGCGAAGCCAUCAUGACCCACACAUCAAAUUCACCCAAACCACCAAAGAGGGAUGUUAUUGUGGGAGUUUCCGAUACCGCACAUUUAGAUCCCCUCAAUAAAAUGUUGAUUGAUGUUUCUAAACGAGGAGACCCUAUGAAGUAUGCCGAGCUCCAUCGGAAAGGUGCCAAUUUAGAGACCAGCGAUCAGCACGGGAUGACAAGCUUACACCACGCAGCACGCUUCGGUCACAAAGAGAUUGUGCAAUAUCUAAUAGAACAUGGGCCUAAGAAUUUACUGGACUCACGGGAUGUGGAAAAGCAACAGACAGCACUCCACAAAGCCGCUUGGUACAUGCGGCGAACAAUAUGCGCCAUGUUGGUGGAAGCAGGGGCCGCCCUCACGAUCACAGACUAUCAAGGCAAUACGCCUCGUAUCCAAGCGCUAAAGGCAGAAGAUACCGAACUAGCAAGCUAUCUGGAAAGUCACGAGCAACAUCAGCGAUUAAAAGAAAACCAUGAGACUGCUGUGUGACUUACACUGGAAAGCACUGGAUUGCAGAUAAAGAGGAGUCUUGUGUUUAACACUCAAGUAUUUAUUUUGACUCCAGGACUACAGCACCAAACACCUUCUCAGGUAUGAUUAACACCUGCCUCUGAUGAUUUACAAAAUGUGAGUCGAAAUAAGACACCUUAAAGCUUGGUGCUAUCAGGCUUGGUGUUUAAAUGUGAAAUCUGUCUCUUGGUGUUCUUUAUUACAAGACAAGGUGUUUCACAGUGGAUGGUGUUGCAUUAGUCUUACUAUAUACACCGUAAGUGUCAAGUGCUGACACCAAGAAAGUCAGGUGAAGGAACAGAGACACUUUGUGCCAUUGAUCUAAUUCAGGUGUACGAGACACAUGCUGAACACAUUCAAUGAACCUGCAUUGAUUUGUAAAAUGGGGUGAAAUUAGGAUGAGUGUCUGUUUAUUUCCACAAAUUUUCUUGAAAACAAUAUGGAAAAAGUGUUCAUAUAGCUGAUGGUGAUGGGUCAUGCAUUUACCAGUGUAAGUAGUUUCUUUUCAAUUCCGCAGGUGUGAACAUUUUUUUUCCUUCUUUUUGGCUCGAGAGUUUAGAUGCAUCACAUAGCACAAGCAUGUUGAAAUGAGACAUUGAUUUCAAAACAGCUAAAAUUUCUUUUAUAUUUCGUGAAGACACAAGAUAUUAUAGAUAGAAAAGCUACUGUAUUGUAAUUUGUUGUUGUACUUUGAGAUUAAGCAAUUAUUUUCCUGCUUAUGCAGUUGAUAUUUUGCCUCGAAGAAUAAUAAAAGUGAUGACUUGAAUGCAAGCUGCCUAUACAGAGUGUCCCACAAAAAAUGUUCAUGGCACUCUAGAUGAGUAUUAUAUUAAAAUUACAACAUCAUAUUUAUACCUUUACACCUGUUAACUACAAUUAAUUUCCUACAAAUGGAUGAAAUUUUAUGUGAUAUCGUCCGAUAAUCAGAAAGAUAUGACCAUGUGUUCAUUACAUAUCAGGACCCCCCCCCCCAUCUAAGUUUUGUAUUAAGUAAUAUCUAAAGUCAGGUUCAGCAAACAAGAUUUGUUUUUUAUGGGGCUUUCACAAUUGCUUGUGCGAUCGUUUGCGAUCACUUGGUCACAAUACAUGUUGCACAGAAUCGCAACGGUUGUAACCAGUCGCACCACCAAUUGUGAAUGGGGCUUUAUUCAAGUAGUGCAAAUUAUAUCUAUUCACGUUCAGCCAUGGGAGUAAAUCUGUAUGGAUUUUUUUUUGUUCAGGACUUGGGGAUGACCUAUUCAUGCAUCCCUUCUGAUGAAUAGAUGAGAUCAAGAUAAAAUCAUAAAUCAAAAACAAAUGUUUUAAUUCAUUUCCUUGUUGGUAUCAUUUAGUAGGCCUAUUAUCAAUCAAAAAUCAAUUUUCAUGUUUGAUUAAAGAUAUCAUGCUUAAUUAGAUAUAUCCUGCCGAUUGCCUAAAAUGAUUUUUUUUUAUGUAAGUAUCGGCACGCAAGUUGUAGGGCCAAAAACCUAAAAAAGGGAAUAAGAAAAAAGAGUGAAUGAAGUCAUGAUUGGACUAUGUACUUUAUUCAACAUAAUAACAAAACUUAGAAAGGCUCAUAUCUCUGUGUUGAAUGAACCAUACUGCAUGAAAUUAAAGCCAGUUGUAUAACACAAAUGCUAGUUUGCGAUUAUGAAAUAAUAUGCAAUAUGAUUUGGUAAUUCUCACAUUACACCCAUUUAAAGUGUCAUUAACAUUUUUUUUAGGGGGGAGGACAUGCUGCAUAUUGAAAUCACGUGGUAAGAAAUUAUUGAAUAUUCUGAAUUGCAUUCAAAUCAAUAAUCUGGUUUCAAAGGAAAUUAAUAAAUCUCAUGUACAACAACAAUAUUCUGAUUGGUUAUAGUGGUACAUGUAUAUUCAAGAAUGUAUGCAAAGUGCAAUGAGUUCAAUUAGCCAAUGCCAUUUGAGAUUAAUUGUAAGUUUUUGUGUAAGGUGAUCUAGGUGAAAUUUUACAGUAAUUAAUAUUGGUGCAUUCAGACUUGAAUUUUUUUAGAGAGAAAUUAAGCUGAUAAGAGGUUCUAUGUGAUGCAUGGUAUUCUCUCCUAUUUCGCUUUUGUUUUGGGAGUCGCCAUGGAAACUUGUGGUUUAAAAACAGUAUACAUCUCAUGUGUUAUUCAGUUUGUUUAUGCAUUAUAUCAUAAAUCAUUACAAUGAUCUAAAGAGAUAGCUAACUCUACUUUAUCUUGAAUAAGAGUUUUGUCAAUUCCUGACUUAUUUUCAUCACGAUGUUAUCAUUUUUGUAUUCCUACUGUAUUGGUCAUUCUAUCUGAUGUUUAUUCAUGAGGAGGGGCUAGGCCCCUCUCCCGGAGUCAUCUCCUGACCAAUCAGGAUUCACCGUGCAAAUAAUAUGUGUCAAUAAAUAUUCAUGAGAUAUUACAUAGAUGAAUUAUUUAUAAUCUGUAUUAUAGACAAAAGAUUUGAGAUUGGUUGUACAUUGUAAUUAUAAUGAAGAUAAAGAUAUUUAUUUAUUCAAAAGUUUUAUGAAGAAGAAUGCAAUACUUCUUCGAGAAUGUUGAUGUGAAAUG
Lytechinus pictus (painted urchin) is the source of this 6762-nucleotide messenger RNA. Its product is annotated as diacylglycerol kinase zeta-like. The record is from RefSeq and is a predicted model, not a curated record. Bases 989 to 4219 code for a protein of 1076 amino acids. The transcript has 23 exons. Lineage: Eukaryota; Metazoa; Echinodermata; Echinoidea; Temnopleuroida; Toxopneustidae. Gene Ontology annotation, molecular function: protein binding; ATP-dependent diacylglycerol kinase activity. Gene Ontology annotation, biological process: intracellular signal transduction; lipid phosphorylation; diacylglycerol metabolic process.